Oncorhynchus tshawytscha (Chinook salmon) is the source of this 3123-nucleotide messenger RNA. RefSeq names its product protein shisa-like-2A. Bases 172 to 666 code for a protein of 164 amino acids. The transcript is spliced from 3 exons. Lineage: Eukaryota; Metazoa; Chordata; Actinopteri; Salmoniformes; Salmonidae. The record is from RefSeq and is a predicted model, not a curated record.
AUGUUGAGGUGCAAAGUUUCGUCCCAUUUCAGUGGAAUCCUUGGAAUAAAUGUUUUGCACUUUUCAGCAGAGCAAGGGACACUUAUGUGGAUAGAAUUACAAUGAGACCUUUAAACAUCUAAGGAAAUCAUCUCUCUGACUCUUCUCCCUAAGAGUGUGUUUUCUACCAGCAUGAGUUCGGAGUGCACAAGCUACUAUAGCGCAGAGAAUGUGUUUAUGAAUGGCUCUUCAUGUCCUAAAGAAGGGAGCGAUCCGAGCGCGACAUUCUGCUGCGGAUUUAACGAUAUCAAGUAUUGCUGUGAUGAUCCCAACAGUUUUUUCCCUUAUGAGUAUGGAUACAUGUGGUGGCUCAGCUUUGGGGCUCUGAUAGGACUGUCCAUAGCAGCAGUGGUCCUCCUGGCUUUCCUCAUCACAGUCUGUGUCCUCUGCUACCUCUUCAUCGCCACUAAGCCCAGUCGCCUUGACAACGGCCUGCCACUACGACCACCAGGGUUGGACCCCCGCGAGGGCCCCAGCCACUCCGGCCCAGCACCGUCCAUCGGCCCUCAGGGCUUCAGGAAGCACUUCUUCAGCAGGAAGCUGGACUGUGACAACCAGCCACCCGACCCUGAGAGAUUGUUCCAGAGGUGCUUCGUCACCACCGUCAACAUGGAGGGCCCAUCGUAGUGCUCUUAAUAUGGAGGGCACUUUGUAGGAUGCUUAGGAGGUAAUGUUUGUCAAUGUUCAAACAGUAGUUGGCUGGUUAACCCACUCUAGAAACAUUUCAGUUGAGCUUCUUUUUUUUCUGUUGAUGAAAAUAAACUUAAAAAACAGAAAGACAGAAGUCACACUGGACAACUGUGGAGCCGAAGCAUAUUGUCUGUCUUGCCUCACCUCUGUAUUCCAAUGUUGUUUGAUGAAGCAAGAGAAAGGACAGAGGGAAAUAUUUUCAUUCAUUAUUUUGUGUUGAGAAAUCCAUUUUAACUGUCUGAUUUAACAGAAGCUCGUGUGUCUUCAAGACAGACACUCUCAGAUAACAAGCUCCUCAAACCAGCAUUUACUGAACUUCAACGUUGACAGUUUGUGUGAUUCUUCACCUUCUUGUUUUCAAUCGUCUACGUGUCUGUGUGUGAAAUGUUUAUUUGGUUGAGAAUGUUGCCAAUGGGACAACAAGUGCCUACAACAUUUUGCAUCCAAUAGAACUGAUAAGGAAGUAAAUCAGACAUAGUACAACACAUAACAAACAGAAAGCCUCAGACUUCCAGUUAUCUUAACUUGGCCCCUGUUUUCAAAACGUUGAAGGUGGAAUCCAUAACGGUAAAACUGCCACGUCCUUUUGCGAUAUUACAACAACAAAUAAGUCACUCCCUCUGACAUCAUCAUUCCACGCGCGCGAUAGACCAACAGCGUACGUACUGUAAUUAUUUAUUUUCACGAUGCUGGACACUCCACAACUCGGUUUCAUCAGCAAAAACAAUAACAAAUGUGCUGGCGCGCACAGUGGCGUCGUUUGCCCUUAUGUGGAUUUCAACUUUAAAAAGGUCAUGUCUGCUAUAAUAUAAAAUACAUGAAAUUGCUUGUUGAAACAUUGCAUGUUGAACUGUCAUGUUGAAUUUUCUCAAAAUUCAGCAUUGAUCAUGGCAGAGAUUAUAGAAUGUUAUGUUCCACCGCUGUCCAUGCUGCUGUCCCCAUGUUCAGAAACACUUUAAUUCAUGUGGUCAAAGUCAUUGUGUUGCCAAUUUGCCAUAUACAAUGGCUGAAUGCCAUGAGGCAUCAGUUGUGUGAGUCACUUCUUUGUUAGUCAUGCUUCAAAUAGAGAGUAACUUGUCAAAGAGGAAAGAUGUUGCACCUUUAUGGUGUGUUAUCACAGCAGGCACCAAGUUUGAUGUUUUCUCAAUAUAUUAAAGUGUGUGGCUGAGUGCACAACACAUUCAAAUGUACUUACAAAAAUAAAUGCAUGUGACCUUUCAAUAUUCAAAGUGCUUUAUAAAAACAAACUAUUUCUUUAUAUACACAUUUGAAAAAAAGUGUGAGAAGCAGAUGCUAUAUCAAUAAAACAUUUACAUAAGCUAUCCAAGAGCACGGAGCUCUGACAACACCUCCAUGUGGUUACAUAAAACAAACUCAAAACGGGACAACUGUUGACGAGAUCGGGGGUGUUUGGAGCUCACCCUCUCCAACAUGAACAGCAAAACACAGUGUAUGUACAUAAAGUAUAUACACAUUAUAUAUACUGUAUGUAUCUAUGUACAUAAUCUCCAUAUAUGCCUCUGGAUAAAGAGGAACAUAGGAAUGAAGAGAGUAAAACCAUUCUGCCACUCAGUGUUGAUGACGUCACCAUUUCCAACCACAAUUAAGGGCUCUAUUCAGUCUGUGAACCUGAAGCGUUACAGAUUCCACAAUAGAAAUGUAAAGGUAAUUUUCGACUGAGCCGACAUGCGCAGAGUUUACCGUGAAUACAGUUUCCGUUAAAAUCUGGAACAUUACAUUUUCAAUCACGUUGUAAAUCUGAACUCCCACAACGCGGAUUGAAAAGAGCCCCGAGACAUCAAACAUCUCAUCUUCUAUUCUCCUGCACCUACAACUACGUUGUCCGGACUUCUUCCCCAUUCCCCUCAUUAUAAAAACAGUGUGAUUAAAGCACUGAGUCAAUAACAGGGAAGAAGGAGUAGACAGAUGUCCAUUAUUUCUCUCAUACACAUGGUUCAAUACAGUCCUUGAGAAGACAGCUCCAAAAAAAUAUUAUCUUCAUCAAGAGAGGACCGCACAAACGAAGCGAUCGAUCGCAGGUGAAGAUAAAUGGGGGCGAGAACAAAGUCAUCCCCCAUAACCCCAUACUUAUCUUGAGAACGCUGCAGUAACACAUAGGUUGAAGCUACAGUAACAUGAGCAUGGUUACCAUUUUUCCCUUCAUUAUAAAGUGUGUUGAUGACGUUGAUGACUGUUUGCAAAUCCAAUCAGUUUUCCACAUUGAUUCAACGUCGUCACAUUGAUUUGUUGUUGUUGUUGAAAUGACAUGGAAACAGUGUUAACUCAAUCAGUUUUUACCCAGGGGAUCAUCAUCAACAGUAUGGAUAUAUUGGGGCGGCAGGUAGCCGUGGUUAGAAUAUUGGACCAGUAACAGAAAGGUCGCUAGAUUCAACC